GUCAAGUAUUUGAGCAGCAAUCUUGUGACAGCACUCACAGAGGAAGGACAUUUGAUUCGGAAGUCUCUUUAUACAUCAAACUUAAAAUAAGACAGAUCCCAGAUAUGAAGGUUUGUACCUGACCACUACUUGGAUCCCCUUUCAGCCAAGUCCUAUCUAGUUAAGGGUGAGUAAAGCCUGAAAGUUCACAUAUCUGUAAGCAGCAGGGCUAAGAGUUUUAAGGUUCCAUGUCGAGGGACACGUUUCCGUUCACCUCCACCUCCCUGCGCUCCCUGAGACUGGACCAGGAGUUACAGGAGUGGGAGGAUGCACGGCGGGCUCUGGCCGAGAGGAGAGCCCUGACCAGGGCCCCCCUGCCUCGGGCCCCCAGGCCUCCUCCGGCCAGGCGGAAGCCCCUUCAGGAGGUCCGAGCCCCUCCCCCCCAGCUCCGCUGCAGAGACCCGGCCGUUCACAACACCUUCAUGUGCGGGGACAUGAAAGGCGUGUACGCCGUCCUCAAAGACCCGGCCAUGGUCAACGCCCUGAUGGAGACGGUGCACGAGGAGAUGGUGUGGGCUCCAGAGAUGGGUCUGUGGACGCUGAGCUCCAAGGUGAAGCAGACCUCCGCCCUGCGGCUGGCCGCCGGCCGGGGGCACGCGGCCUGCGUGGAGGAGCUGCUGUUCCGGGGGGCCGAGGUGGACGACGACCCCGGCGGCAGCACCGCCCUCCACGACGCCUGCGCGGGCGGCCAUUCCGUCUGCGUCCGGCUGCUGCUGACCCACGGAGCCGAUCCUGAAGUGCUGGCGUCAGAGGGGAGCGCUCCUCUCCACCUCUGCACAUCUGCCCAGUCCCUUCAUUGUGCUGAGCUGCUUUUGGAGGGAGGUGCAGACAUCAACGUGAGGACCCGGGAGUCGAGGCUCACCCCCCUGCACGUGGCCGCCCGGCGGGGCCUGGAGGAGCACGUGGAGCUCUUCCUCCGCCACGGGGCGGAUGUUUUAGCCACAAAUCGAGAGGGCGAGACGCCCCUGAACGCGGCCUGCUCCGGAGCGGAGAGGCCGUCCGAGGCCGGGCGGUACCUCCGGGUGGUCCAGAAGCUGCUGGACGCCGGCGCCGAUCCCCAGACGGCCGGCAGGAAGCAGCACACCCCGCUGCACAACGCCUGCGCCAACUGCUGCCCCAGGAUUGUGGAGGUCCUCCUGAAGCACGGAGCAAAGCCCGACGUGGUCAACUGUGCAGGAUACACGCCAAUGGACUGUUUACUGCAGGUGGUGGAGGAUUAUCCAAACCAACAACCUGAGGCGAUAGCGCGGUCACUUCUGAACCACGGAGCAACACCGGUUCCACCAAAGAUGCUGAGGCAGUGCGUCCUCUCUCCGGCCACUCUGGAGGUGAUGCUGAACUCGUACCUGUCCGUGCCGGCCUGUGACUGGAUGGACUCCCUGUCUGCGGAGGCCUUUGAGGACCAGCCGUUCCUCCUGUUGGUGCGCCAGCGGAGCGCCCAGCCCCGCUGUCUGCAGCAUCUCUGCCGCUGGGCUUUGCGUCGGCACUUGGGAGCCCGGUGUCACUCGGCGGUCACCGAACUGGACAUUCCCAACUCGGUCAGGGAUUAUCUGCUGCUGCGUAACGACGGCACGCUCCAGUGAAUCGGUUCUGUCCGUGCAAUCAAAUAAUGUCAUCAUCCUUUGGAUGAUUAACUGCGAACUCUUUGUUUCCUCUUUGCACAGUUCUUCUUUUCUUAAUUAUAGUGAGCUUCAACCACAUUAACAUUAUAUUCCCACUUAAGCGGAUGGCGAUAAAAUCGAUCUCUAAUUCCCAGAACUGUAAAUAAAAAGUCACAAACCAUUUCAUUCAUUUAGAUGUUCAUCCUGGCAGAAAUAUUAUACAUCAACCCUGCUAGCUGCUUAUUCAAAGAUCUUCUCCAGUAUUUUGGUCCCGUCUGCUCUUCUACUUCAGCCACUCUUGUAAUUUUCUGUUUUCCUCUGUGGGUAUUUACCAUUUAUCAUUAUUCAAGCCCUCUAUAUUUUUCUUCCUGAUCCUGGAAAAUCCUCCAGUCCUGCUUCAGAGAAAUUGCCUCCACAAUGUACGGCUGUCACCAGCAUGUUUUUCUACAGUGAUGCAUUUGGAGGUGAAAUAUAGCUGUUUUAUGUUUGUUUCAUUAGAUCAGAGGUUUUUCUUACAGAUUAAAAGACGCCCUGGAGCCUUACAACAAAGUGCCACGAGUCUUUGAGUCUUUUGUCUGUGAAUUUAAAUGUAAUAACUAAUUGGGUGAGCCAUGCAUUGAUAAUUUCAAUUCCUUAAUACUGUCUUAUCUCCACAAAAGGACCUUGGAAGCCAUUCAAAUGGGCUGUAAGUCAUAGAUAACUCCGUCUGGCUGAUAACCUACAAAAGGCGUGUUGGUAGCUGCAGACUUCCUACACUUAGAUGGAGGUCAGCUUGUUUUUACUGCUUUCCUUGUUUCUUUGAAAGAUUGUUGACCUAAUAAAUGGGACUGAUGUUUGC
Molecule: messenger RNA, 2478 nt
Organism: Menidia menidia (Atlantic silverside)
Lineage: Eukaryota; Metazoa; Chordata; Actinopteri; Atheriniformes; Atherinopsidae
Source: the annotation of a GenBank genome assembly